ACGAAGCCAUGUCGCUAACGUCUCUCCCCCAGGAGCUCCUGCUCCUGAUUGCAGAUCCCUUUCUAUCAGAGAAAGAUCUGAACGCCGUGUCUCGUACCGCCCGCGUCCUAUAUGGGUCCCUCAAUUCACUUCUCUACCACCAACACGUCCAACAAUCUCACGGUCGGAAUGCUUUGAUCUACGCCGCACAAACCGGGCAUACCGCGACGAUCCAUCACCUUCGUGCCGCUGCAGCUUCCUUGAAAGCUUUCACGACUGCUCUGGAGCCUAAUGACGCCGAUGAUCUGCCCACCCUCGACCCAGACGGGCGCGACCCGCAUUUCCAACUUUCGCCACUCGCCUGGGCUGCGAUCCACGGCCACGUCUGAGUAGCGGAGCUUCUACUGGAUAUGGGGGCGUCAGUUGAUCUGGAGACUGUAAUGAAACGAACCGCGCUCUCUCAUGCAGCGGAAAAUGGUUACGUGGACGUCGUUAGGCUGCUUCUCAGCCAUGGUGCAAGUCCCCAUCUACAGGAUCAGGUGGUUUAUAGAACCCCGCUGAUGUGGGCGGGCUCCCCUCGUCUCAUGAUAACCUCGAUGCCAGUGUCAGUUCCACCACCACAAACAUACCAACGACCGAGCUGGCUGGUAGAAUUGCUCACCUCUCUUGUGAAGAAUGGCGAGCCAUUACCUCGGGACAAGAUGCCAAUGAAAGAUAAGCCCGUGGGGCGUCAGAUAGGUGCUACAUAUAUCUGGAUUUACUCCAAUGAGAAUGGGAAAAGGGCAGGGCUUCCGGGAAGGGUACAAUGGUCUGCCGGAGCAGCAUAUGAGGAUAUUCUUGACCUCCUGCUCGAGUAUGGAGCGGACCUCGAGACAACUAGUCAAAUUGAUGGCACAGCCCUGACCCUCGCAGCUGCGUGUGGGCAUGAACCCAUCGUGCAGGCCCUGCUCGCCCGGGGGGCAUCCCUGUCGCCCAGCUCCUCCCAUGCUUCGCCGAUACUCGGUGCUCUAAGCGGAGGACAUGUCGACGUGAUGCGGCUUCUACUUGAUCGGGGUGCCAGAGUUGGGAGCGUCACCCAAUCAAAGUUAAAUCCGGUGGCGGAUGCCGUGUACAAGGGAAACGACACUCUCGUGAGGCUUCUCCUCUCUGCGGUAAGGGAAAGCGAGCUGGAAGACUACCCUGCCCCUUUUUGGACCCCAAUGUAUCGAGCUGCGCGCAUUGGCAAUAUCCGCAUCAUGGAGGUACUUCUGGAAUGGCAUACAAGUCUCUGGCCUACUGUCUCCAUAGACCUUGCGGAUUUGCUGUUCACUGCGGUACAGCACAAUCGUGAGGACAUGGUCGCAUUCCUUCUGGACGCGGGGGCCCCAGUCAACCAGCGAUCCAUAUACCCGCACAUGUUCGCCGAUGGGAAGACCCACAUCCACGUGGCAGCGUCCGGUGGACAUCAAGGGAUCAUGAGACAGCUUCUGGCCCAGAGAGACUUGGAUAUUAAUGCCCAAGACAGUUUAGGAUGGACGGGCUUGACGUGGGCUUCCAAAAAUUGCAACGAAGAAAUGAUCCAGCUGCUCCUAGAGCACGGGGCAGAUCCGGCAUUCAUGUGUGUCAAGGAUUCGAAACCUUCCAGACCAACUAGAAUGGUGUGUGGUACUUCUUGGAUGUCGCCCUCUCCUCGUCGCGAGUGGUUAAUCUCAUUCCGGCCAGUGGAUGAUUAA
Aspergillus sclerotioniger CBS 115572 is the source of this 1691-nucleotide messenger RNA. Its product is annotated as ankyrin repeat domain-containing protein. Gene Ontology annotation, molecular function: protein binding. NCBI's taxonomy places the organism in Eukaryota, Fungi, Ascomycota, Eurotiomycetes, Eurotiales, Aspergillaceae. The record is from RefSeq and is a predicted model, not a curated record. The coding region runs from base 390 to 1691 and encodes 433 amino acids. The transcript has a single exon.